Camellia sinensis is the source of this 514-nucleotide messenger RNA. The record is from RefSeq and is a predicted model, not a curated record. Lineage: Eukaryota; Viridiplantae; Streptophyta; Magnoliopsida; Ericales; Theaceae.
UCUUCCACAACUCUUCAUCUCUGCUUCCCCGUAAAUGCUUAGUCUUAGCACCAUUGCUUACCUAUACGUCAUUUUUACAAGACUCUGGUUUUGUGUUCAAAGUUGUACAGUUUAUAACAGUUACAAAUUUCUAAUAUUAUGAGGGAGAUAGACAGAUAGAGCGAGAGAGAGAGAGAGAGAGAUGGCCAUUUCUAGUUAUGCAUUCCAAGUGAACUGUUGUGUGCAAAAGCCUUCCAUCUCACACAGAUUUGAUCACUUCAAGACUUCAUUGUCCUCUUCUUUCAAGCCAUUCUUCAGAGAUUUUCCUGAAUUUCCCACGAAAAUCGACAUUGCUGAAACUGCCAAGAACACUUCUGUCAGAUUAAUUGAUGCCUUUGUUGAUUUGGUGUUCGAAUUCAACGACCAGCCAUUGCUCCCAUCUCAGAGUAACUUUGCUCCAGUUGAAGAGAUAGGAGAAGCAGUUCAUGUUACCGCCAUUGAAUUCCACAUGAUUUUCCUAAGGGUGUUUACAUAA